AUGAUCCGACAGGCUGCCGGGUUGCGUCCCGGCAGGGCGCUCCAGGAGGGGCUUGCUGAGCUGUGCCGGGAUCCGUGCAACAUCGUGUUCGUCAUCAGCGGGCGCGGGAAGGAUGAGCUGCAGGCGGCUUUCGGCCACAUCAAGGGACUUGGACUGGCCGCGGAGCACGGGUCAUUCUACCGCUGGCCUUCGAACGACAGGGAGUCCGGUGGUGUGGGCGUCGGUGGGGACGGAUGGGAGGCUCUGCAUCCGGGCCUGAUGGACACGGCGUGGAAGUCGGUGGCGAGGCGCUUCAUGCAAAACUUCCAGGCCAAGCAGCUGCAAGAUGAGCUGACGGACGUCCUCCGUUUCUCUGGCGCGACGAGCACCCCCGUGGAAGGCGUCCUCUUCGCGGGAACCACCCCCGCUGGGACAACAACCGGAGUUACGGGCGGCGGCGGCGGCGGCGGCGGGGGAAUCGACAACAUGAACAUCUGCAAGAACAGCGGCAGCAGCAAGACUUCCAACAUGAGCAAGAUGAUGACGGGCUUGAACGUGAACGUCAGCACCACGGCCGUGACGGGAUCGACGCGGUCUAAUUCUUUGGCUUCGGUUGCCUCGGAGGGGUUUGGUGCUAUCGAGAUCACCCACGAGGAGGGACUAAACUCGGACACUGGCAGCGGCGGCGCUUACCUAGAGGUGCGUGCGAGGGGAGCGAACAAAGGAAACUUCGUGCACAUGGUGCUGGACCGCCUGGGGUGGCCGUCCGAGGUUUCGAGCUUCCCCGCUCCGGCUGACGCCACGGACACAGACGCACCCGCGACGACUGCCUCGUCUGCCGGAGGGAGGUUCUGCCUCUGCGUGGGAGACGAUGUCAGCGACGAGGAAAUGUUCGUUGCCGUCAAGUCGUACGAAGGAGUGGCCACGUCCAAAGGACAACGCUCCGUCGGCACCUCCGCCUCCCCCGCUUCUGCUCUGUUACACACGGACGGGUCGGGGGCCGAGGCUGCCCCAGCGUCCAUACCCCCCGUUUUGCCCACCGGCAAGGAGAACAUGACCCCUGCUGCGGAGCCGGGGCACCACCAGGCCAUGCAGCCGCAGACGCAUCUGUUCACGGUUACGGUGGGCAGCAAGCCGUCUGACGCGGAUGCGUGGCUGCCGGGGGUUAGCGCCGUCGUCUCUCUGCUGCGCAUCCUGGGAAGGGUGACCUCCCGACACGGGACUGCGCAACGGUCCAUGCUCGCGCCCCGCGCGGCAGCGGUGGGCAUCUCCAACUCCCCCAUGCUGGAGCCCCACAGAGGUAUGACGCAACCCGUGUCCCCUACGCGAUCCGUCCGGUCCGCCUCUGCUAGCAACGCCGACGACGCUGAUGCCACCGCUAGUGGCACUGCCGCCAAGAACCACUCGUUCAUGGCGUCGUUUGCGGACGGCGGGAAGGCGUUCGACCCCAUCCCCGAGGUCUCGAUGGCCGUGCGGGCGAUGAACGUCGGGCAGGGGAUGCCUGUCGUACGGCGGCACUCUUACACGAUCGGGGGAAAGCCUAGGAUUUCGCUCUCAUUGGCCGAGUUCCUCCAGUCGGUAGCGCAGCCGGAAGCGGAGCCGCCGAGCUUCUGAGUACUCUUGAUCUAAGUAUUAUCUGGCCUGAUCCGACCCCAUCGAUCAGGCUGGAGUUGUCCAACUAUCCCACGACAACCGAAGUCCGCGGAGUUUUUUUGUGUUAUUUCAGCCAGGAACACGGUGUAGUAGCCGGCGACAUGCCCAACCUGGAGUUAGGAUUGAUAGCUGCUGUUUCCGUGCUUGACGUAUUCCGAGUUGUCAGCGGCCGGGUGUCUGGUGGGAAAUCUACGGCCGAAAUUGUAGGCUUUCCUUCGUGUUUGUUGGCCCGGAAGAUGCGGGGUGUGGAAGGUCAAGAUCGAGCCGCAAUAUGCAAAUGUGAACUAUAUUUCGGACCAGAGUGGUGUGCACGAGUGGUGUUUGGUCGCUUGUUGUGUCCGCGAGCAACCUUGAAGAGGCUGUUAGAGGAGAGGAGAGGAGUGUUGGAUGUAGUAGAUGCUUGAGGUCUGCGCCUGGUGUUGUCUGACGAAAGUGUGUGGUUCCGUGUGGUGCAAACGCAGCACGGACUUGAAAUGGGAGUGAACAUGUUUGAAGCACAAAUGUGCUGUGUAGCAUGGAGGAAGGCGAAGUACAUGUACGGGCUAAGGGUGUCAGGAAUGAAUGUCCAGGGGCUAUCAAUCGCUCUUCUGGCCUCCAUGUGAUGGCCAGAGAAGGGAGGGGGUAGUAGAAAAACGGGAGCUUGUUGUUCAUGGAAUGCGGGUAGAGAAGCUCGGCGACUAUUUUUUGCAUAGAAGUGACGUGCACAUAGAGAAGUGAUGUGUUAAACGUGGCGAUCGUUAGAAGGAGAGAUUAGAUGGCGCUAGGAAGUGAUGCCAUGAAUUGAUUUGUGUCGUUCACGUCCACGGCGAAGGUUGCUGUUUCGAUUGGGCGGGAACUUCGGUGUUACAUAGAACCAGGCGUGCGCGUACGCCGGCUCUCACUCUACAGGGAGCACGGUAGAAGCGCACGCACGCACGUCCAACACCACAAAAUUAUCCAAACUUCACGUCGCUGUAGUGUUACUUGUAGAUGGAUCGAGAGUGUCUUGUGGAAGCCCCCACGGUACCGCUCACGACGCGAAGGUGCGGGUUUAGAUUUAUUUUUCGCGCUCGCCGCGCCUGUUCAAACAAAACAUAGUAGAUGUGAUUGGUGAUAGAAGACUAAACGCUUUGUGAUUCUCUCAGGGUGGUGUGAUCGAUGGUACACGCAACACGCGAACGAGCUGUGUUAGACAACGGGGCUGCCAUAACAGUGUGUUUUUGGCGAUAUAUCGUGCCUUGAUAGAACGGCUGUCUGUUCUUCUAUCAGAGAGCGUGCUGCAGUUAGAUAAAGAGGCGUGCGACGAAGUACAACGAAAAGCACCCCAUGGUGAGUCAAGUCUUGGCGAGGUGUGCUCCUGCUUCGUCUGGGCAUGAGUCGAACCCCCUGCUCAGCCUGCUUUGUCGCGCUCUGCACUAUUGAUGGCCGGCCCGGCAAGCAUCGCCUCGCUGCAAGUUAUGUAGAACCCCGAGCUCCAGGGCUGGGGCUUUGUCGUGCAAGUCGUUUCGAGUUGUGGGGUCCGUUCCCGGGUGGGCGUGCUUGCUUGGCUUUGCUGCUGUGUCGUGCUCUUUGUUUUUCUCUUUCGUCAUUAUCUUGCAUGUGUUGGUAUUUUGUGGAUGCUAGACGGCACGUGAAGAGUUGGUUGCCUCUUGGUAAGGGGUGGGUGGCUUGCCGCCGUGGCUGAUUGUGGCGUAUCGUAUAGAGGUCUGCUUGAAUAUUUUAUUUUUGAGUUGUAGAGCUAAGAAUCGCUCAUGCUGUUGGCGCGUGUGGGGAUGAAUCGAUGCAUAAACGUGGGCUGACGCGCGAAACACAUGUUUUGCUGGCCUUUGGUCGUGGCGAGUCGCCGGGCGAUUGUUUUGGAUGAAGAGAAGACAACCUCCCCUCGACACCUUGUUGAUCGAUUUUGGUUUGGGUCGAGGUAUGCAGAGAAAACGACGAAGACUGUUUUUGAUAGUUGGUUUGGGUGAGUGGAGCGAUGAACAAGAAUUUUUUUUUUGUGUUCUUUUUUGUCGUGAUUCGGUCGACCGAUAGUGGAUGUAAAUACCGACUUAUUUCGUUGGUAUGAUCUGCUACUCUGCAGGUUUGAUUGUCGCUAUUUGCUUCAUAUAUCGGUCGGCUUGAGCUUUGAUUCCGGUCGAAGGCCACGCAUCCACUCUCUGAGCGCUGGGGGUGAUGAUGUUCCAGACCAUGCUGUUUGUCUUGAGACCGUGGCAUAUUGACGAUGCUCCUUGAUUAGUCCUUGUCUUGAUGGUUACAUGUAGAGGAGGUGAUGUCCCAGACAACUAGCUUGUCGGCAGACGCUCGUCACUGUGGCAACGGUCGGCGCGUUGGUGAUACCUGGGUCUUCAAGGAAGCGAUCCGGGCAGUGUUGAACGCUGCGUGCAGCCAACCACGAAUGUUUGUUGUGCUGUUUUUUGGUGGCCUGCUGUUGGCGAGCUUUUGAGGGAACUUCACGGGUAGGGAUGCUAUUAUAGCGUACAUGAGCUAAGUGCCAAGAUGACUUGUGACUGAGUUUGCGUCGCCUGCGAUAUUCAGCUGUUGCAGCCUCCGAGCUGGGAGGACACUGUUGUUGCAAACGAUUAUCGCGAGCAACUUUCGAUUGUUACAUUAGGGGAUCACAGGCUCUUCAGAAGCUAUGGCUUGUGGUGUUUGGUGUGGUUGAGAGAUCGGGGAGGGUAAUGAACUGUGCACCGUUGUCUAGCAGUUCUGCACGUCAUUGCUGCGUUGUGUGAGCACCUGUCCAACAAUAAUUACAUGUUCGAAGAGUUUUUUUCAUCG
Molecule: messenger RNA, 4389 nt
Organism: Ectocarpus sp. CCAP 1310/34
Lineage: Eukaryota; Phaeophyceae; Ectocarpales; Ectocarpaceae
Source: the annotation of a GenBank genome assembly